Molecule: messenger RNA, 1194 nt
Organism: Fulvia fulva
Lineage: Eukaryota; Fungi; Ascomycota; Dothideomycetes; Mycosphaerellales; Mycosphaerellaceae
Exons: 2
Coding region: 1-1194 (397 amino acids)
Source: RefSeq, a predicted model, not a curated record
AUGCCAUCAACGGAACAACUCGUCAAAAUCUUCGCAAAGUUGACAAAAGCGCCAAAUGUUACCCAAGGCCCUCUCCUCCUAAAGGUACUCUGGACCCUUCUCGCCUUCUCCAUCAUCAUCGUCGCCCUCCGUAUCUGGACAAAACUCCAACGCGCCCACCGCCUCUACUACGAUGAUGUCCUCAUGGUCGCGGCACUGCUUGUGGGAAUCGUCCACGCCGUCAUGGUCACCGUGGCGAUCUCCAAGGGCUUCGGUCGGCAUAUAAUCCACCUGUCCAUUCCGCAAAUCGAAGGAACGAUGAAGUACGGCGCGCUGUCGUUGAUGUUUGGCUGGCUAUCCCCUAUGCUCGGACGGGUAGCUUUCUGUUGUACCAUCUUUUACCUCACCAAGACGGACUCUCGCGUUUGGAUCUGGCCGAUCUGGGUCUUCAUCGUAAUGCAGGUGGCCGUGAAUGUAGUGGGGGUUGUGGUGUUCUAUGUCCAGUGUGGGACGGAGUUGGAUAUUUUCUGGCACGUGCAGAAGCAACUCAACUACGAGAAGUUCUGCUGGGAUCCAAGGAUUCAAACGGAUUAUCAGUAUCUGAUGGGGGCCGUCAAUACGGUUACAGACUGCUUCCUAGCUGUCAUCCCGGCUAUCUUGAUCGAAAAUACCAAGCUAUCGAGGAAAGCUAAGACGACGUUGUGGUUCUUACUUUGCCUGAGUACCCUGGCAAUGAUCUCCUCCAUAGUCAAAACCUACGAGGCCAAAAUGCUCAGCGAAGUAACCGACUACACCUAUAACCUCUGCUCUUAUGUGAUAUGGGUCUCUGUCGAAAUCAACAUCGUCAUCAUCACCGCCUCCAUCCCAUUCCUCCGACCCUUGUUCAAGCGACCCCGCCUCCCGGUGUCCCGCCCUGGGACUCGCAACCGCCUUGAUGCUGCGCCGCCCUCUUGGAGGUCGCAUAUUCAGUUAGGAAGUGCGCUCAGUACGAAGAACAGUUCGAGGAUCAAGGUCCAUGAACAUUCAACGCAGAGCGCGAGUGUGUCGAGUCUUGAUGCGAUUUUUGGGACGACUACGACCGAGGAGAUCGAGGGCAUCACGGUUACGAGGGAGGUGCAAGUUAGUUACGAGAAGCUUGAUGCGCCGUCUGUGCAUGCGGCGCUAGUCGGGCUUGUGCAGGGAGAAAUGGCAAAUCCUGGGUUGGCGAGGAGGUAG